Messenger RNA from Caenorhabditis angaria, 1342 nucleotides. The record is from the annotation of a GenBank genome assembly. NCBI's taxonomy places the organism in Eukaryota, Metazoa, Nematoda, Chromadorea, Rhabditida, Rhabditidae.
AUGAUCACAUUAUUUCUGCCAAUGUUUUGCACAAUUUAUCAUGUCAUUUUCAAUUGCGCCAGCCAUCGAAAAUCCAACAAACAACACGUCACGCAUCGACAAACGAUGUCAAGAGAAAGUCGAACCGAACAAGCAACAACAACUCCAACACAAAAUACACCAAAUACUCCGAAUGUCAGCGGCACAGGAAAGGAAAAAGAAAAAGAGAAGAGCAAUUCGCCGCCAAAAACGUUGAAUGGUGAAAAACGUGGUAGUGAACCGCAUGUUCCAUCGCCUGCACCAAAUACGGCUGUACCAUUAUCUCCACCGUCCAAAAUUACACCUGAUAAUUAUAAUUUGGGCAAUAAUAAGGUGAGUGGAUUUGGGUUCCUUUUAGAAAUUUUAAAAUUUUUAUUGACAGAUUUGGUUUUUUAAUGUUAAUUAGUUAAUUAAUUAGGUUGUAUUUGUGAAUUUCGACUAAAUAAGCUAAUUGGAUAACUAAAAUGUUGAAACGUACGACGUACGUCUGGCAAUUUUCCAUGAAAAAUUGAGAAAAACUGCAGACAUUUUAUUGACAGCUUUUAUUUUUUAUUAAUUAAAAAUAUUUUUAUUAAUGACAGAUAUUUUAAAUCCAGAAAAUUCGAAAAAAUCGCUGAAAACCACGAAUUUCAAACAUUUUUCGCAAUUCAAAAAUUAGUAGGCAGUGCAGUCAAGGUCAGCAGCUCCGCCCACCUAACACAUUACUCUGUCGUCUGGCCAUACCUCUCAAUUGUCCGGUCGACCGCAAAUGUAAAUAGUUGGCUAUUUGCCGGAAAAAAGUUAUCGCUUCUUCGGCUUAUUAGCUAAGAUCAAAGUGUAGUAUCUGUUCUUAUCGUAUUAACCUACGGUAUACAUUCGAAUGAAUGUAAUUAAGGUUAUAUGAUUUUUGGAACCUAGGAAAGACUCGGGGCUUGCUCCGACUUUCCAAGGGUCGUCUCAGCGUUGCACUGCUGCUGAGCUCGGCCCAGUCCCCAAGGGGACAAAAAACAAAGAAAUAUUUAAAAAUUAAAAAUCAAUUUCAGGAUGAUUUGAGAAGAGAUGGAACAAGCACAAUGGGCAAAGAGAAAGCCGAAAAAACCGCAAUUCCUGAUUCGAAAUUUGAGAGAAGAGAGCCAAUUGAAAAGCAUACAACAAUUACAGUCACUAAAGAUACUACUAAAACUAGAAAACCGAUGGAUGAUUUAUUGUAAGUUUUCUGAAAUUUCCUAGGAUUUGAGAUUAAUCUAGAAAAUUUUGUAGAAAAGGACUCGUGGAACCCGAAUUUCUGCCAUCUGAUGCUGAUGACGAUACUUUGAGGUGUGUUAAAAGUAUCAAGAAAAUUUGA